AUGGACGAUGCUGAUCGAUACAAUCCUGCAAAAUUCGGCCUCUCGACAGUGCCCCUUGAACAUGAACCAUAUGGACCCAUCAAGCCAGAGCGGCUCGUGGGAGCUAACAAGAGCAAAGUCGCGGUGGUGACUGGGGCCGGGAGAGGUAUCGGUCGAGCUAUUGCCAUUGCACUGGCCAAUUCAGGAGCGCAUCUCGCCCUGCUCGACCUCAGCGUGGAUCGGCAACAAGAGACAAAGGCUGCAUGCGAGAAAUUUGAGGGUGUCAAAGUCGAAGCGUUCCAAUGCGACAUCACAAACGUCCAGGCGGUCCGCGACACGUUUGCGGCAAUCACGAAGACACUGGGUCCUGUGGACAUUCUCGUCAACAACGCCGGCGUCGCCUACGGCAAGCUGGCGUCCCAGGAGACGUUCGAGCAGUUCUGGAAAGCCAUCGAAGUCAACUUCAAGGGCGCCAUGGCCUGCAUAUACGAGGUGCUGCAGACCAUGCGGGAGCGGCGGUCCGGGUGCAUCAUCAGCAUGGCAUCGCGAGCAGCGACGGUCGACAUGGCAGGGGGGUUGAGCUACAAUUCGAGCAAAGCGGCCAUUGCGCGAGCCACGUCGACGUUGCAGGAGGAAUUCGACGUCGAAGGCCUCGGCGACAAAAUCCAGACUUAUUGUCUGCAUCCUGGUGCCGUGUGGGGUGCUUUGGUGACUGAAAACACAACACCAGAAGUGCAAGAGCAAAUCAAGCCCAUCUUCAAGGACGUCCCGGAACUCUGCGCCUACACUGUGGCAUACCUCGCUUCAGGACGAGCAAAGGCCCUGCGCGGACGUUAUUUCGACUGUCGACAAGAUAUUGAGAGGGUGUGUAGUUUCGGACACGCCACGCUUGAGAAGGACGGUCUGUACACUCUGCAGGUCAAGUUCUUGCCGGGCUAUGAGAAUGAGCCGUGA
Molecule: messenger RNA, 933 nt
Organism: Exophiala spinifera
Lineage: Eukaryota; Fungi; Ascomycota; Eurotiomycetes; Chaetothyriales; Herpotrichiellaceae
Exons: 3
Coding region: 1-933 (310 amino acids)
Molecular function (GO): oxidoreductase activity, acting on the CH-OH group of donors, NAD or NADP as acceptor
Source: RefSeq, a predicted model, not a curated record